Cyprinus carpio (common carp) is the source of this 1475-nucleotide messenger RNA. RefSeq names its product nucleoporin 42 (gene nup42). The transcript has 7 exons. The record is from RefSeq and is a predicted model, not a curated record. Gene Ontology annotation, cellular component: nuclear envelope. Gene Ontology annotation, molecular function: nuclear export signal receptor activity; metal ion binding. Lineage: Eukaryota; Metazoa; Chordata; Actinopteri; Cypriniformes; Cyprinidae.
GGUCGGCUCGAGAAGCGGCGUCAAAGUCUCCGUACAACAAACAGCACAUGAUUUGUGUUUGUAAAGUUUAAAAAUGACGGUGUGCAACUUCUUUCUUCAAGGUCGCUGUAGAUACGGAGACAAGUGCUGGAAUGAGCAUCCGAGAGGCGGAAGAGGAGGAGGAGGAGGAGGAGAUUACAGAGGAAACCAGCAGCCCAGCAGAGGAGGUCGUGGGUGUUUCUCAGGUUUCGGGAACCGCGUGUGGAUAAACCCGUCUCAGCGCACCGGCGGCGAUUACGUCCAGCCGUCCUCGUUCUCUCGUGAUGGUAAUAACGACUGGAGCCGAGGAGGAGGAGGAGGAGGAGGAGGAGGAGGAGGAGGAGUCGCAUCACGAGACGUCAAGAGCUCUGACUUCAGCUUCAGCAGCCAGAACAGAUUCACAGCGCUCGCCUCACACACUCAAUCUGAUAAAGACGUACAGAGCUCCACGGAUGAUGUGGAUACAGUCCAGAAAGACAUGGAGGUGUGGCAGACUUCGGGGCAGUGGCCGUUCUCCUGUUAUUCUGUCCUCCCCGGCAGGCUUUCAGGGUUUGUCGAGGUGUCUCCUGAGGAGCUGAGGCUGGAAUAUUACAGCAGUUGAGGGUGUGGUGAUUUGCGUGUUUUUAUGAACUCUGUUCAGCAGCUGGCAGACCAGUGGAGGAGCCGGGUCCAGGAGCUGCGCACCAUGAGCAGCUCCACUCGGAUCAGUGUGAUCUCAGAGCUCAAAAACCCCGGUUCACAAACAUCAGCGCAUGAGUUCGGCUCCACUGCAUCAGGGUUUGGAACCACAUCUUCAACAUCAUCAUCAUCAUCAACUGGCUUUGGACCAGGAGGGUUUGGUCAAGGCUCUCAGAGCAGUAGCGGGUUCAGCUUCGCCCCGUCCAAACCCGGCUUUGGAGCGUCAAAUACCCAGCAGGCCUCUGGUUUUGGCAGUGCGUUCGCUCAGCCCUCGUCAGGUUUCAGCGCUGCUCCUGCUGCUCCCGCUGCGUCUGCGGCCUCCUUCUCCUUCGCAGCACCUGCGGUAGAAAACAAAGCCAGCUCUGUGUCCACGUUCAGCUUCAAGCCGUGUCCAGGAGGGUCCUCGGCUGCGGCUGACGUUCAGAGCAGCGCUAGCGGUGCGUUCGGUGGAGCUGCGGACACUGGUCUGUUCUCGGCACACAGUGACCUCACAGCAGAAGAACUGAAGGAGUUCACAGCUAAACGCUUCACGCUGGGACAGAUCCCUCUCAAAGCGCCUCCUGCAGACCUCCUCGUGGUCUAAUGCGCACUCUGGGGGGUCGUCUUUUUAAUGCAACAUUAUUAAAUCUGUUUAUAGACCAAGAGAGUGUGUGUCUGUGUUUUAGGAGACUUGAAAAAUGCUGCAUAGUGGUGUGGUACACUAUUACGGAUAAAAUACUAAUAGUAAAAUAAUUAUUGCAAAUGAAUAAGAACAAAUAAAAUUAUCUAUCCAUGUUAAA